Molecule: messenger RNA, 2478 nt
Organism: Mesorhabditis spiculigera
Lineage: Eukaryota; Metazoa; Nematoda; Chromadorea; Rhabditida; Rhabditidae
Source: the annotation of a GenBank genome assembly
AUGGGCUGGUUCUUCUCUAUUUUACGAAGGUGUUAUGAAGUAUUAGUGCGACGAUUCUUACCAUCCAAAAAGAGCACUGUAACUGUCGAGACUUUAGAGGAGGAAGAAUCUAGCGUCAAAUGCCUUUCCCCAUCGCCAGCUCUAAAUGGGGAAUCGAUCGACCGCACCUCACCAGAACUUCUAAAUAGUUCAGAACCCGUCACCAACUUGGAUCGCUCAACUGCUGCACUCAACGAGAUUGUCGAUUCAGCCUCCACCUCCGCUACCCGAACCCUUUCUUUUGUUGGCUAUUUUUUGCCCAGCGUUGCCCUGCAAGCCCAUGAUUUCUUGUCUAGAGACGUCGAGCUUUGCGGAAUGGCGACGUCGGUCGACUUUCGCGAUGUUUUCAUCGAAGACAUGGGCACUAUCAACCGUGGAUCUUUGCGGUUGACAGAUCAACACAUCAAAUUUCACAAUGACCAUACGGGAAACAUUGUAACGAUGCAUGUCAACGAGCUCAAGAAGGUGACCUGGCAACGCCUCGCUAACAAGCCUGGCGCCAAAUUUGUCUUCGACGAUGGGAAGAGGUACAGGAUCGGUGGCUUCAAAGAAACGGAUUUCGACCAGUUCAAGGCGUUUGCCCAAGAAAAUUGGCAGAAAGAUGUCGAGAAAACCGAACUGGCUUUGAAGGGCUGGAAUUAUGGAGAGUGUACCGUUGCCGGCCAAUCCGUUGAAUUUUCGGUGGACGGGAAACUCUGUUUUGAGGUCCCACUUUCGAACGUCUCAAAUACGAUCGCGAAUAAAAAUGAAGCUGUUCUUGAAUUUCACCAAAAUGAAGAUUGUGCGAUCGCCCUUACUGAGAUGCGCUUCCAUAUGCCGUCGAACGAAGAGGAUAUGUAUGAUGCCGUUGACGAAUUCCGACAAGCUGUGCUCAAGUAUGCCGGCAUUGAGACCGACUCCGGACAAGCCAUUGUCACACUCAGCCAAAUCCUCGCAACUACUCCACGUGGUCGCUACGACAUCAAGGUCUACCCGAACCAUUUGUCUCUCCACGGCAAGACCUACGAUUAUAAAAUCCCCAUCAAGACGAUUCAAAGACUCUUCUUGGUCCCACACAAAGAUGGCCGGCACAUGUAUUUUGUGUGUGCUUUAUCGCCUCCGAUCCGUCAGGGACAGACGCGCUAUCAUUACCUUGUCUUCGAGUUCGUCCGUGAUGAUGAGACUGAGAUCGAGUUGGGAUUGACAGAGGAACAGGUGAAGGAACAGUUCGGCGAGAAGCUGCAACGAAACUUGGAGGGCCCCGUCUACGAAAUUGUCUGCAAGCUCUUCCGCGUGCUCGUCGGCAUGAAGGUGACAACUCCAGGGAAAUUUGUCGGGCACAGUGGUACACCUGCGAUUGUAUGCGCCCACAAGCAGGCGUCCGGGUUCCUAUAUCCGCUUGAAAAGGGCUUCCUCUACAUCCACAAGCCGCCCAUGUACAUCCGUUUUGAAGAGUGCGCAUCGGUGCAUUUUGCUCGCUCUGACAUCUCGACGCGUUCCUUCGACUUUGAAGUGGAGAUGAAGGGCGGCUCCACCAAUGUAUUCAACAGUGUCGAAAAGGAAGAAUACAGCAAACUUUAUGACUAUGUGCAAAGCAAAGGCCUUCGCAUCCGUAACGCCAAGAAAGCGGAAGCUCGCAACACGGAUAUGUUUGAUGACAGCGAUGAAGACCACGACCCCUACAAGGAACAUGUCAAGAAGGAGGGCAAAGAUCGUCAGGCCGAAAGAGCUGGUGCUACAGGAGGGGAUGAGGAAUCCGACCCCGAAGACGAUGACUACGAUCUUGACAUUGAUUUGGCAAGACGCCGCAAGGAGCGCGAGGAGAAUUCGUCCGAAGGCGACGAAAGUGAGCCGACCGAGGAGUUUGACUCAUCCGGCUCUGAUGUCGUCAAGGAGAGCGAUAUGGACGAGGACGAGGACGCGAAGAAGGAGCGAAAGGAAAAGAAGAAGCUGAAGGCAGAGAAGAGGAAGGAGAAGCGCGAAAAAGACGGUGACGAAUCCAAGGGACGUAAGAAACGCGCGAAGAAGGACCCUAAUGCUCCUAAGCGAUAUCAGAGUGCCUACAUGAUCUGGCUCAACGAAAAUAGGUCGACUAUUAAGAAGGACGGUGAUACUGUUGCCGAUACAGCGAAACGUGGUGGCGAGCUUUGGAAGGCUAUGACCGAAGACGAUAAGAAGCAGUGGGAGGAAAAGUCUGCUAAGGAUAAGACACGUUAUGAAGCGGAAAUGGCAGAAUGGAAGAAAAGUGGUGGCAGCACUGUCAGGUCUUCAACUCCUACUAAAUCGAGCAAGCCCAGUUCGAAACUACCCACCAAGUCGCCGAACAAGCAAGCCAAAUCGCGUGAAUUUUUGGAGACGUCCUCUGAUUCUGACGCUCCAGAGGACGGCGAGAAGAAGAAGAAAAAGAAGAAGCAGGAAAAGGCCAAGGUAAUUGACGAGCUUUAUCGACGUUGUAUUUUG